This is a messenger RNA of Leptinotarsa decemlineata (Colorado potato beetle), 2884 nucleotides long. RefSeq names its product facilitated trehalose transporter Tret1. Gene Ontology annotation, cellular component: membrane. The record is from RefSeq and is a predicted model, not a curated record. Gene Ontology annotation, molecular function: transmembrane transporter activity. NCBI's taxonomy places the organism in Eukaryota, Metazoa, Arthropoda, Insecta, Coleoptera, Chrysomelidae. Gene Ontology annotation, biological process: transmembrane transport.
UAAUAGUUGUUCAGUUAAAAGUGCAUCAACAAAGAAGUGGGAAUUUGAAAUUUUUGAUAAUGAUCUGAUUCGUUCCUUUGAAAUCAAACAACCCUGGCAGAUCAUGAACAUCAUAAUAUAUACAUAGUAUACACAAUAAGGAGAGAUUUUUGAAUAUUCCAACUGGGGCGCCAGCUGUUUCUCUAUGGUUUUAAAUUUCCGAAAUAUGAAAAUUGAAUCGGAGAAGAGUUUUCAACGUUUUGAAAGGUGAUAAGCUAACAUUCCAUCCACCUAAUAACAGAUUUCGUCGACAAUACAAUGGAAAAAGAAGGCUAUGGAUGGAAAGGGACAUUUUUUCAAUUCGUCGCAGCCAUAACAGCAAACUUGCUCGCUAUAACGGAUGGAAUGACCAUAGGAUGGACGGCACCGAUGAUCCCAUACUUCAUGAGCGAGAAAACACAUAUCAAAAUGACGAGAUCCCAAGCUGAUUGGUUGGAAAACUUCCCUUUAAUUGGAUCCAUUGUCGGACUACCCUUCACCAUGCAUUUAGUGGACAAAAUCGGUAGAAGAAAGUCUCUGAUGUUUUCCGCUUUUGUCAUGACACUAUGUUGGAUCGUCAUCGCGGUUGCAGAUAGAGUGGAAUACUUGUAUGUAGCGAGGGCUGUCAAAGGCUUCGGCCUGAAUAUUGCCUAUGUUGCAGCGCCCAUGUAUGUGGGAGAGAUAUCGCACAAGAAAAUCAGAGGAUUUCUCUCCAGUUCGAUAUUUGUUCUGAUGUUGGUAGGCAUACUUAUUAUAUACAGCGUAGGCUCCUUCGUAGCAUUUUUUGUGCCUUCUGUGAUAGCUGGAAGCUUGUUACUGAGUGAACUGGUGAUCUUCUUCGUCUUGCCAGAAUCACCAUAUUAUCUAUUGAUGAGGAACCAAACUGAUGAUGCUAGGAAAUCGUUGCACAGAUUCCGAAAUAAUCCAGCCACAGUGGAACAGGAGCUGAAAGAAAUGAAAGACUCAAUAGAGAAAGACCAGAAGGAAGAAAAAUCAUCACUCUGGGAUAUUUUCCUAGUGCAGAGUUACCGCAAACCUUUAAUCAUUAUAUUUGUUCUCAACUCUGCUCAACUCUUAAGCGGAUUCGAUGUUAUUUUGAUGAAUAUGCACGAGAUUCUAGAGAGCGCCGGAACGAACUAUGUAGAUCCUUCCUUCACCGCUAUUAUUUUCUCUGCCUUUAUGUUAGUAGCUUCGACUGUGGCUUCUUUAACAAUUGAUAAAUUUGGGCGCAAAGUACUGCUGAUAGUUUCCAGCCUCCUUACUGGGGUAUGUCUAUUGAUUUUGGCAUCAUACCUCAACAUGAAGCAUUCUGGAUACAACGUGGAGUCGGUUAGUUGGAUUCCUAUAGUUACAGUGAUGGCAUAUGCAGCUAGUUUCAAAUCUGGGGUCGGACUGGUGCCUAUAGUAUUGACAGCUGAGAUAUUCUCUGCUAAAAUUAAAGCUGCGAGUAUGUGCCUUGCCGAUGCAGUGUACGUCGGUUCUUCUAUGGUAGCUCUGCAAUUGUACUUCGUCCUGAAGGAGUAUUCAGGAAUGCAUGUUCCCUUUUACGUAUUUUGCUGUUUUACAUUUUUGAAUUCACUUUUCGUCUGGUUUUUUGUUCCUGAAACUAAGGGUAAAAGUCUUGACGAAAUUCAGAAUAUAUUUGGAAAUGAAGUGCCUGAGAAUCCAGAGGAAACUGUUGAACUAGUGAGUGCGAAGAUUCUGUGAAGAAUGAUAAUGUUUUAGACGUUAUUCACGAGCCUAGUCGGGCUCCGAAUAUUACCUUAAAUUUUUUAAGACAGUUUGCAAAAAUUAUGCACUUGUAAGUCCAACUUAAGAGUACAACAACUCAUUAUGUUUUUUAUAGAACGGUCACUUUGACAGAGCUCGGGACAGAGUAUCAUAGCGACUAGGCGAGUCGUCAUCUCAGUAAUAUUUUUCUCGUUCCUUGAUAAUUUAUUAUUUAUUCGCCAAUCACCAAUACAAUUUUAAAUUUGAAUAACAGUAGAUAAUUGCUGGUCAAUAACCUAAUUUCCAUUCAACUUUCAUUAGAACAAGUUGGAGCAACAUGCAUGUUUUGUUCGAUAAUAUACUCAGAGUUAUAUUCAUAAAUUCAAUUCAAACGGAACUCCUAUGGCUAAAACAAUGUGGGUAUGCUUAGCUCUUUAAUCUAAUCCUGGGAUCAAUAUUUUUCAAUUUAUACCCGUAAAUAGUCGGUAAUUUUUUUUAUUUUCAAUUCAACGAGAAAAAUGUUGAUGAAUAAAGCUGUUUGAAAUCAAAUAUUCUACAAUUCUGGUCGUUUUCAAUUUUUUCGUAGGAUUGAUAUUCUUCGAUUGGUACCCAAGGAAAAGAGGAGGUAAAAUCAUAUCAUUGGAAAAUCGCGUUUACUUUCAAUUUUACGAGAAAAAUUGUGAUGAACAAUGUUGUUCAAAAUCAAAUUUUCCCAAGUUAUAGGACACUUAAAUUUUGAUAAACUCUCGUAGUAACUAUUUUUCGUGUGAAAUUGAAAAUAAACGAGUAAUUCAAUAAACAAAAAUCAACCGUUAAAUUCAAGUCACCCCCUAUAAAAUUCUGAAAGAAAAUUGCCAGUAAAAAUUUAAACGUUGUCAAAUCCUAAUAAGACUGGACUAUUUUUCUUUCUUGUAAUUCAAUGUUCAGGUGAAAGUAGUUUGUUUGUAUCUGAAAGAAAAAUCUGUGCAUAAUCUACACUUCAUUGUGAAAAAAAAUCUGUUUUUUCAAUAACCAGCUUUCGCUCCCCUACUAACAACAACUCUCAGAAGUCAAAACUGGAGUUCAUUCUGAACCUAAAUCAGAAAUAUUACUGGAGUUUUUUCCCAACACCAAAUCGUUAUUUUUAACACUUCGACACGUGUUUCGAUCACCAAGU